CUCCACGCCAAAAAUUUAUCAAGUAUUUAAAUAUUUAACUACAUAUUAAUAUCAACAAACGAACCCGGGGGACGCUAUUUUCUCCUUGUCCCUCAUGCUAAUGGCUGUUUACUGGGCCCUAUAGUAACCCUCUAACUUCCAUACUGUCUAAACAAAUAUACCUUCGUGGAGGCGCUUUCAAACUGCACCAGUUGAUCCGUCAAAACACGCCCCGAAACCUACCUCGUCUGCCCCAGCCAUGCCGAAGGUCAUCGACUACUCUCCUCCCUGGCUGUCUAGGCCAUCACCAGGAGCUACGUUCUUUUUAAGUUCUAGGUCAGAGCGCCCAUCACAAGCAAAUCGCAUUUCGAAAAGCAAAGAUGCUAGUGACACGCGCGAGCAGCGUUAUCUUGGACCCAAGCGGACUUUGGCGAGAAGGGGGACGGAAGUCUUCGCGGUCGUGGAUAACCAGAUUCGGUGGUCUAACCUUUCUACUUUGGAGAAUGAAUGGCAAGCUGAAGUGCGGCAAAAGAGAAAGGGGACAGAGCGGGGACGGGAAACGGAGAGGAGCCCGUCGCAGGAAGAAGAAAGCUGCCUGGGACAUGCUGCGGAUGAGGAGGCGCCUUUCUACAGAGUUCUCACGGUGCCAGUAUACGGUCAGAUAACACAACUUGUCCCUUCUCCAAAUGGUAAUUUCCUGGCCAUUAUCACGCCGCAUACCGUCCACAUCGCAAUAUUACCAGAUUCUUCCCACCUCUCGGGCCCCGAUCACUCGCCGCUCCGGCUUAAGACGUUUCAACUAGGCCCUACGACCCAUGUUAUUCCCGAGGCCCCUGUAAUAACUGCCCUGUGGCAUCCGUUGGGGAUAUGCGAUAACCAAGGCGGCUGUCUCAUUACGGUCACCCAAGAUGCCGCAGUGCGAGUAUGGGAGAUUGACAGGAAUAACCAUUGGUCAUUUGAUAGGCCAACGGUAGCCGUUGAUUUGAAAAAAUUGGCAGAUGGAACAUCAAUGGACGAGGACUUUGCGCCAUCUGGAUUUGGGCAAAACAAGGGAUUUUCAGCCGAUUUCUUCGAUAUGGAAGUUGCUUCAGCUUGCUUUGGAGGUCAUGGCUACGAGGAUGAAGAUGCAUGGGCACCAAUGACUCUCUGGGUUGCAAUGCGACCGGGAUAUAUCUAUGCAUUGUGUCCACUGCUACCGUCAAAGUGGCAGGUCCCCUCAAUUACGAUACCGUCUUUGACGGCGUCCAUUAUCCAUAAAUUGGCCAGUGUACAGGGUGAUCAUCCUUCUGAAUUUGACGACGACCAGAUGGCUAUCCAGCAACAGUAUGAAUGGCUUGCAGAAAUUGAUAAUCAAGAGCCUCUACCCCUUCCUGAAGACACUGGGCUUUCUUCAAUGGCUGAAGUUCGUGCUCGCCCAGCGAAUCCCAGUGCAAUACCAAGACUACAGGGCCCAUUUCAGUUUGACCUUGGAGAGGAAGUGGAUGAAUUGGAUCUCACUGAUAUUUUGGUUAUCGCCGCCAAGGCCGAUGUCGAAGAUUUGAUGUUAGGAGAAGACGGCUAUCCACUUGAAGAGAGCCCUCGGGAGGGUGUAUCAGCAACUAUAAUAUGCGUUGCUACGACAACUGGCAGAGUUCAUGUUUGUCUUGAGCUAGAUGGCGUUGAGGGUCAAUGGCUUCCCAAGACAAAUAAGGGGGGCUUUACAACUCCGGUGUCUUAUCCAUCUGAUCUGCUAUUGCUAGAAUCUUUAGAGACGGUUAGGGAGAAACACCAAACUCCAAACUCCUGGCCACUAUUCACCGAGGAUGUCCACUCUCGAUACAACUUCUUCCUCACCUCAGCGAACAAUGUUACUUUCUUCUCACUGUUGUCUUGGGCCGAAAGACUCGAAGCAGAACUUCAGUCACCCGACCCCGCCGGUUCAGGAUUCCGCGUUAAGGUUCUAUGCGAUGGAUCGAUGGCACUACGGGAACAAAUCGUUCAAGUAACUGAUCACGAAUCGGUGACUACUACCACAAAUCAGUCGCAACCGGAGCAUCUCCCAAGCUCCCUAGUUCUUCACGACUACGAUAUAGGUUAUCUAUUGUUGACAAACUCCGCGUCCCGUAUCUAUGCCGUCAUUCUCGAUUCACCAUCCUAUGACCCAUUAUCAUUAACAAGCGAACUUGCUUCCUUCGAAGCCGACGUCACCCACCAGCCAUCACUUGUUGCUCCCCGUCGUUCAGUGUACCAACCCCCAUCAGCAUUCUAUUCCCUGCCCCCGCUAGCCUCCUUUAUCGAAGAUGUAGUUCCACACGGCCACAGGCACACUCUCAAGGAACCCGUCCGGCUCUCGCCAUCAACAUUAGAUCUCAUUACCGCGGCCCACAGAAUCCUAAGCGCCCACACCAGUUCCCUCGAGCGAGCCGCCUCGGAUCUUUUCCGCCGCUGCGAACGGUUACAAGGCGAAAUGCAGGACCAGUUAAGCCAACUCGCAGAGAUAGCGGAGCGGAUCAACAACAUAUCCGAUGGCAUUGGGCAAGACUCCGAAGGAACACGUAAUGGAGACGAGAAGCGGCCCCUAAAUUCAAGGAUGACAGCGGCAGAAUCUCGACAGAAGCUGCUAGUGGAACGGUACAAUAAUAUCCGAAAUAAGAUGGCCAAGGCCGGUGGUCGGCCGAUGAGUGAGAAGGAAAAGAGCUGGGUUAGUGAGGUCGACAGGCUCUCUGUUUUCCUUGGCGAGACGGAGGAGGGAAAGGAGGGGGAAAAGUCCAGCGAAUUGGCUCGUCGCAUGGAAACUGCCCAAUCUCUCGCGAAGAGCCUCCUCGCAGAGGUAUCUCAGAUUUCUGGAGAGACGACUACAUCUAAUGUACCUUCAACGCCAGGUACCCCUAGCAGCCAUCAACCCAAGAUCCCACAACGGUUACAACGGGCCAAAAUCGCAGACGCCAUGAGCAUGGUGGAGCGAGAAUCUGCCGUCAUCGAUGCAAUCACGUCGAGGCUGGAGCGACUUACUACGAGCAUCAGCGGCGUGGACUAGGACCAUCCUUUGUAUCUCAUUCUAUCAAGGUUUGGGGAGCUUUUUGUUGUUUGUUUACAUCACUUGUUCCUUAGGAAUCUCUGCCGCGUACUAUUGGAAUCAGUAUAUCAUCUGUCAAAGCUUGAGAGAAAUUCACAUCCGCCUCGUUUUCUUUUCUUUUCUUUUCUUUUCUUUUCUUUUCUUCUCUUUCUUCCUGCCUUUUUCCCUCCUGCACAUGGAGUUCUACCAGGUAUAUGUAACCACAUCGUCUUCAUCCUUUUCAUCUACAUCCUCCAUCUUGUGCCAAGACAGGAAAAUAUAAUGGCCGUUUUGACACAGUAAUUAGGGAUGGCAGUUAUCUUUAUGGAAUGUUUUGAGUGGGAGAGAGAGCGAGUGUAUGUGCGUGUACCUGCGCUUGUGAAAUGAUAUUGAAACAUGCGCUGAAUAUCUAUGCAGGUGUACUCUGCAGAACAGCAGCAGCUCCCCUCAAGAAGAUAUCGGAAAAAUACAAAACAUAUUCCCCUUGGCAGUAAGGUAUUCAAAUUAUCAAAGCAAUGAGGACAAAGGUAGCGACUAUCAAAGGUUAGACGAUACGUGAGAGGUCUGCUGUGAGCUCUCUCCUUAACAGUUUCUUCCCGCAGACACAAAUCAACUUUGCUCAAUCGGAUCGAUUCUGCGACCAAAAACUCCCUUAAAGCAAAGCUCCAACGCACUUCUCUCCCCAUCACCACUCCCCGCAAUCGUAUGAGUCGCCUGAGCCUAACGUGCUACAAAUAGAUAGGGAACAGAAAUCCGAUGGGAAGAAAACAUGGACAAAGAAAGGAGAAAUGGUCACCGCGUUGUGAUUGGCAAGCACAUCUAUGGUGUCAAGCAGUUGAAAUAUGCAAACACGCAAGCGUCUACCAACCCCCUUUCCCGCGAUCGAUGUAUUGUUGUUCUCUGUCGCGUUAAAAGAGAAAGGAAAAAGGAGAUUCAAUGCCAUUCCGCUAAAACCCCCUCCCUUAGAACACCUCAUAUGAUAUCUAGUUCCCUGCCAUUGCCCGACGAAUAUCCUACUCGAAAUGCGCCUUUCAAAACCAACCCCCGAAUCAUGACCAAAUGCCAGACGUUAGCUAUGACGCACGGUUUAUCUGAAGUUAAAGCCCAUGAACAAGAGCUUCAAAACAAAGAUGAAAAGCAGAACGAACAAAGGAAAAAAAAGUAAACUCAUUUCUCCAACCCAAAAAAACAAAGCCUUACGAGAGAACCAAAAGAAAAUCUUCAACAUAACCGCUCCCACUCCCCCUCCAAAUCCACAACCUCCGUAAUCUUGCUCUCCAAAUCCCCAAUAACAACCUCCCACUCCGGCAACUGAAUGCUCUCCAACAUGUCCUCCCACGGCGGUAUCUGCCGGAGAAACCCCUCCCACCAACUCCGAAUCAUCAGCUCCUCCGACUGCGGCAGCCAGACAAACGCACUGGCAAUCAAAUGAUCCAGAUUCCUCUUCGCAUUACACCAAGCCAGAUACGUCACGGUCACAAAGAGAUGCUUCAUUUCUCCAACACGCGUGAUUAAUACCUCAUACUCGCGCUUAUCCGGGUGUAGCUGGACCGCGUGGCAGGGCAGCUUUGCUGUGGGGAGUAAGUUUGGGUUGUUGGGCCCGGGAUACUGGGCUUUCCAUUGGAAGAGGCGGCUGAUGGUGCUUAUGUGUUCGUUAUAGUGUAUGGGGUCUCUUCUGGAGCAGGUGUAGUAGUGGCGCUUGUGAUACACGGCUUGUAUAACCCGGAAAUCAAGGAAGCAUUUGCCCGCUGCCUCAAGGACUAAUUCGAUGGCGCUGGCAAAUCGAGGCGGGACAAUGGGGAAGAGAUGUGUUGGGGACUUGAGCUGUUCUCUGAUGGCGAUACGCAGUUCUUGAAGGUAUACAGCGGCUGGACUUUGCAUGUCUGUAUGUGAGAGGGGUUGGAUUAAGGGCUUUCUGGGGCUUUUCAAGAGAUGUCAGGGGCAAGUGAGAAAGGGUUAGCUGCGUUGGAGGCAUCUGAAAGAGAGGUAUAAGUACCUUCAAGAUGUAAAAAUAGAGAUAUCUCUAUACAUUUCGUGUAUAGAAAAGUGGGAGGUAAAAUAAACGUGUGCUGUGUUAUACCGAUUCUCGAUCAGAGAGGCAUUCAUUCACGGUGGGAACUUGGAGAUGUUUCCGAGCUCAAUUGCUGGUGAAUGAGUGGCAGCAGCCCUUCACAACACAUGAAAUGCAACAACACAAGGAAUGUUAUUGUUGACAAACAGCCAGCAAAAAAAAGGAGGGUGCGGGAUCCAAGUAUGAAAUAUUUUGGACAGUGAAACUUGGGAAAAGAAGGGGAUUUCAUAGGGAUAUCAUAUGGUACGAGAGUAGGCUAGUAGACGGCAGUGAUAUCAUUCUAUUGAAAGAGAAUAUUAGAGACACAGUUAUUCCAUCCAAAUGCAGCUUCUUUCACUUUCCAA
Messenger RNA from Blastomyces dermatitidis ER-3, 5428 nucleotides. RefSeq lists its product as uncharacterized. Gene Ontology annotation, biological process: ribosomal small subunit export from nucleus; ribosomal large subunit export from nucleus; mRNA export from nucleus. Gene Ontology annotation, cellular component: nuclear pore. Bases 239 to 2995 code for a protein of 918 amino acids. Gene Ontology annotation, molecular function: structural constituent of nuclear pore. The transcript has 4 exons. The record is from RefSeq and is a predicted model, not a curated record. Lineage: Eukaryota; Fungi; Ascomycota; Eurotiomycetes; Onygenales; Ajellomycetaceae.